UCGGGCUGGCUUCUCCAUUAUGGUCGGCUGUGCGCGCGCACAUCACACGAGUCGUGGCUUCUCCGAGGGCACUCAAACGCCUCCCUCUCCGUGUGUUACUUUAACGGCCCCUGACGGAGCAGCGGGUCGGUGACGGUGUGACACGAGCUGAGCAGCUGUGCCGCGGGACGGUUCAUCUCCACUGGCGACCAGCUUUCUUCUCCUCUUUUAAAUCUUCACAAAACACCAGUCUUCAUCUUCUUCUUCAUCCUCUUCCUCUUCCUCCUCUUCACCAAGAUGACCGUGACUCAAGACCGGCCGAUGACCUACUCCAAAAUGACACGGCUUGUGUCGUUUUUCUCAGCUCUGCUCAAGGGGAAGAAAGUUGGCUUCAGUGACUUCUUACACAAACUCGUUUCCAGUCAACAACUCUGCCAACACUUGGACGCACAGAAAAUCCUGCGGCGACAGAGCAGGCUGAGAAAAGAGACGGAGAAGAAAAGCCCCGUGAGCUCGGUGAACACAGAAACCUCUCAGAUGAAGCCGUCAGACUUUGACUACCUCAAAGUUAUCGGAAGAGGAAGCUUUGGAAAGGUUCUGCUCGCAAGACAUAGAAAACAGGGAGGCUACUACGCUGUGAAAGUGCUGCAGAAACAGAUGGUCGUCAAGAGGAAGGAGCAGAGGCACGUGAUGGUUGAGAGGAGUGUGCUGCUGAAGGGACUACAACAUCCAUUCCUAGUGGGACUCAACUUCUCUUUCCAGACACCAAAUAUGCUCUACUUCGUUCUGGACUACGUCAAUGGAGGGGAGCUUUUUUACUACCUCCAGAGAGAGGGGUCAUUUGCUGAACCCAGAUCUGCUUUCUACACUGCAGAGAUGGCCAUGGCGGUGGGCUACCUCCACUCUCUUGACAUCGUUUACAGAGACCUCAAACCAGAGAACAUCCUGCUGGACAGCGGGGGCCAUGUGAUGCUGACUGACUUUGGCUUGUGUAAAGAAGGUGUGGCCCUAGGUGGGACUAUGCAUACGUUCUGUGGGACUCCAGAGUACCUCGCUCCAGAGGUGCUACAAGGCCAUCCGUAUAGUCCAGCAGUGGACUGGUGGGGACUCGGCACUGUGCUUUUUGAGAUGCUCUAUGGACUGCCUCCAUUUUACAGCCGCAACAUGGCAGAGAUGUUUGAGAAUAAACUUAAUGCUCCCCUGCAGCUGGGUAGUGGGGUGACUCCUGCUGCACGCUCACUGUUGGAGGGCUUGCUGGAGAGGGACGUCUCCAAACGCUUAGGGGCGAGCAGUGACCUUGUGGAACUACAGGAACAUCCCUUCUUUGCUUCCAUCGACUGGGAUGACCUCCUGGCCAGGAAAGUGACACCCCCGUUCAUCCCAAAUGUGACUGGUCCCUGUGAUAUUAGCCACAUCGACCCCGAGUUCACGCUACAACCGGUCCCUUCCUCUGUGAAUGAGCGCUGCCCGGCAAGCCCGGGCAGCGAGGCCUUCCCAGGAUUCUCCUACAUAAACCCAGUGGAGUACAUGACAUCACAGCUGGUUUCAUAACUGCACCCAAACCCUCUGGGAGUAUGUUUGUUCAAAUAUUUAUUUUUUAUAUCAUAAAUUAUUAAAUCAAGGCUAUUUUUAAAGACUUGAGCAGAAGAUUCUAAGAUACCAGAACUGCAACACACCGAUAGUUUUUACUGGUUACACUCAAACGAAAUUACAUAUUUGAAUAUUUUAUUGCUUUUAUUUUAAGUAUCAGUAUUGGUUCAUUAUGUGAAAUAGGCCGGUCACUAUUUCUUAAGUCCUUGCAACUUAAAUGUAUAAGAGGAAUAAAAUAAUAAAUAUAGAGGAGUGUCA
This is a messenger RNA of Scophthalmus maximus (turbot), 1827 nucleotides long. RefSeq names its product serum/glucocorticoid regulated kinase 2b (gene sgk2b). The record is from RefSeq and is a predicted model, not a curated record. Bases 277 to 1530 code for a protein of 417 amino acids. The transcript has 12 exons. Gene Ontology annotation, biological process: protein phosphorylation. Gene Ontology annotation, molecular function: protein serine/threonine kinase activity; ATP binding. NCBI's taxonomy places the organism in Eukaryota, Metazoa, Chordata, Actinopteri, Pleuronectiformes, Scophthalmidae.